This is a messenger RNA of Lodderomyces beijingensis, 1050 nucleotides long. NCBI's taxonomy places the organism in Eukaryota, Fungi, Ascomycota, Pichiomycetes, Serinales, Debaryomycetaceae. The record is from the annotation of a GenBank genome assembly.
AUGAGCAAGAGCACGAGCAAGAACAUGAGCAAAAACAUAAACAAGAUCCCCGUGCUGAAAACAGGCUACACUGGAACCAAGUCAAAAGCAAAGCCAGCGACGUUUCUCACACCAGAACGCUUGCUCCGGUUAGCGUACCACUAUCCCUUGCUCCACAACGUAUGGUACUUGAUAGCCACCGCCACCUUGCUCGAGUUGAACUUGGUGGAAGAGAUCCCCGCGGUGUUGCACUUUGCAUUGAGACAGCAGCUCUACGAGUUCUCCAAUGACGAAGGCAAGAUUGUCAACAACGAGUACAUGUUACUCCUUGCGGAAGACUCGAUCAAAUCGAGCGCAAGGUGUCGCAUGAUGUAUGCCACGGGGGUCAAAGUGCCCGAUAUCUUGAUCCCCUUGGUCUACUACAAGCACAUCCCGUUGAAUUUCAAAUACACCAAGGGCGAAGAUAUACAUCGCAAGCAACAGUUUAUAGUUGACCAAGUCAAGGAGGUGGUGUUGAAGUUGGUGUCGAUGGUGGGGUUGCCCAAGGUGAUCAAUGCCUUGACGCUUAUCCGUGCGUCGACCCCGUCGCGUCUUGUUCGUGCGGAGCCAGUGAGACCCCGUGAAAUUGCGCCGUCGUCGUCGUCCUUGGGAGGCGAACAGACGGUGGAUGGCGCGAUAGAUGCUGCAUCCGUCAAUGUGAAGCAGAUUAAAUUUGACCUAAUACAAGGGUCAAAGUUGUGGAACACGGUGUUUUCGAACCACUUGGGCUUGAAGAUUAAGAAGCAAAUGUUGAACGCCUAUCCUGACUUGUGGUAUUUCGUCAACAACCACAUCUACUCCUACUUGUUGAGCUACAACAAGUACCUCAGCGACAAAAAGACGCUGUUGGUGGUUGUCGCGUGCUUGGUCCCCCAGGACGUCAAUCCGCAGCUUCGCGGUCACUUGAGAGGCGCAUUGAAUAACGGAGCUACAAAGGAUGAAGUGCUGAACACUCGCAUGUUGUCAUUGGAGAUUUGCCAAUGGCUCGGCAAGUCCUGGAAAGAAGGCAUUGAAUCUGUACCCAAACUAUGA